Messenger RNA from Vigna unguiculata (cowpea), 2207 nucleotides. RefSeq names its product DIE2/ALG10 family (gene ALG10). NCBI's taxonomy places the organism in Eukaryota, Viridiplantae, Streptophyta, Magnoliopsida, Fabales, Fabaceae. Gene Ontology annotation, molecular function: dolichyl pyrophosphate Glc2Man9GlcNAc2 alpha-1,2-glucosyltransferase activity. The record is from RefSeq and is a predicted model, not a curated record. Gene Ontology annotation, biological process: protein N-linked glycosylation; dolichol-linked oligosaccharide biosynthetic process. Gene Ontology annotation, cellular component: endoplasmic reticulum.
UGUUCCCCAAAUGGAGAGUGAAGAUACCCCAAAACCCAGAAGUUUGAACACUGAAAAAACAGCAUAGUAUUUGGUGCAGCAAUUCUCUUUCAGAAACCUUUUUAUUUGAGCUAAUCCUUUUUCUCAAAAAAAUUCACCCCUUCAAAAUUUGGCUCAAAGGGGUUUUUUCUCUUUCUCUGUCACCACUUUCCUUCGUGGCAGGUCUCAGCCAGGUCUCAGCGUGCUCCUCCGCAUCAUCCGCUUCUCUCUGCAAAUGUACACAUAUUUGCUUCUUCAGUGUGGUUGUUCAGGGAAACUUAAGGGUGAGGGUUCAGCUGGAGCAUGCUGAGUCAUAGCUGCUGCACAUGACAAUGAUAUACGCUGUUUGACAUCUUGAAUUAUUGUUGCCAUUGUGGUCUUGUUAUUAUUGAAGAUAUAGGAGGAAAUGGGAAAAAUAGCUCUUGCAGCAAUAAUGAGCUUAUGUGUUAUUCCUGCCUCCAUAAUGGUUAAUCGCAUAGUUCAUGAGCCAUAUAUGGAUGAGAUAUUUCAUAUACCACAGGCAAAGCAGUACUGCAAGGGAAAUUUUGGAAGUUGGGACCGUAAUAUUACCACUCCUCCUGGCCUGUACUAUCUUUCACUUGCCCAUGUUGCUUCUUUGUUUCCAGGCCUGUACUUUGUACAAGCUGUUUCCUCAUUUUCUGACAUGUGCUCUGUGGCAAUCCUUCGAUCGGUUAAUGGUGUCUUAGCAAUUGUAUGCAGUGUAAUUUUAUACAACAUAAUUAUGCAUUUGAAGCCAACACUUACCAAGAGAAAGGCGAUGCUUCAAGCAGUGGUCCUAUCCUUGUACCCCCUUCACUGGUUUUUCACUUUUCUCUAUUACACAGAUGUUGCAGCUGUUACGACAGUGCUGGCUAUGUAUCUAGCAAGUUUGAAGAAAAAUUACUGGUUUAGUGCAUUGAUCGGAGCAGUGGCAGUUGUUAUUCGCCAAACAAAUGUUAUAUGGGUGCUUCUUGUUGCAUGCACUGCAAUCAUAAAUAUUUCUGUGACUCAUGGAAAGCAAAAUACAAAAUCUAUCAAGUCAGAUGUGUCUGUCAAGCAUGGUUUAGAAUAUGCUACUGGUACUAAUUCAGAGGGUUUCAAUCUGAGGAAGCGAAAAAUUGUUAAAUCUGGGAAUACUAUUGAACGCUCAUCAUCAUCUGAUUCUUCUCCUUCCUCUUACUCAGGUUUUGCUGAUGAAUUAUGGACCAUCCUUUUAACAUUGUGGUACAUGAAAUGGGAGAUUCUAAUUUCAUUUAGCCCCUUUCUCAUGGUGGUGGUGGCCUUUAUUGUAUUUGUGUACUGGAAUGGAAGCAUUGUUCUGGGUGCAAAAGAAGCACACGCAGUUACCCCACAUUUCUCUCAGAUGCUUUAUUUUAGUUUGGUUUCUGUACUGGCUCAGGCUCCUAUGCAGAUCACUAUCACCCAGGCUGUGGACUUGUUUCGUAUGUUUCGGAAGAGUAGGCCCCUUCUUUUCUUUCAGAUGUUCCUGGCCCUUGUAGUUGGCAUGCUCUCAGUACACUUUUUCAGUGUAGCUCAUCCAUACCUUCUUGCUGAUAAUCGGCAUUACCCUUUUUAUCUUUGGAGGAAAGUUAUAAUGGCUCACUGGUCAAUUAAAUACCUUCUGGUCCCAGUUUAUAUAUGUUCAUGGUUUUCCAUCAUCAACAUGUUGGGAAAAUCUAGAAGUAAAAUAUGGGUUUUGGCAUAUUUUUUGGCCACUGCAGCUGUUCUUGUACCAGCUCCACUGAUAGAGUUCAGAUACUACACCAUACCAUUCUAUUUCCUGGUGCUUCACUGUGAAAAUAGUGAUGAUCAAAGUUGGAUUCUCACAGGCAUACUGUAUAUUGGUGUUAAUAUCUUUACAAUGGCCAUGUUUCUGUUUCGACCUUUCCAUUGGGAUCAUGAGCGUGGAAUUCAAAGGUUUAUAUGGUGAUUCAGUUCAUUGAAAAACAAGUUUUGUAACAGCGAAACUACCCUUUUUGUGGGCCUUUUACCACCAGUUUUACAAGAGUGGAAUUUUAAAUCUCCUUAGUUAUAUUUUUGAGGGAUUUAAAUCUCCUUAGUUAAUAUGAUAAUCCUUUUAGCUACUUGAAGAAAAGUGUUGGUUUUUUGGAACUGAUUAACUUUGUCCUGGAAUGUUCAAGACACUGUUAAUUUAGUUAUUGAAAGAAAAGAAAAAAUCGAUUUACUCC